AAAUGAGCUGUGAUAAUUAAACAGAGGAAACGGAGAGAGAUGGAGAUGUAAUGUCAAAAGCCAAUUUAUAAUCUUCCUUUGGUCGGAAAAUUAAAAUAUUUAAUAUUUAAUGGCGGAAACUCGGUAAGUGUGAACUGUUUAACACGUCCUAAUUGGGUCCCACACGGCUGAUCCAGUUUCAUAUAGUGAAAGGAUAAGUACUUGCUGAUUCAUAUCCACGUUGGAUGAACUUUUCUAAAUCACUUAUUUUAAAAUUCUAUCCAAUUUUACUUUUCUUUUUAGUUUGCAAAUUUCUUUUUUUUUUUGGUAGGAUUUAGUUUGCAAAUUUCUUUAUCUUUAUGUCUUAAACAUUAGAGAAUAAUAUAUCCAAGUAUUUUUAAAAAAAUAAAUAAAAGGAAAAAUAAUGUCAAAAAUAACCUCUAGCAUAGUUGUUUAGUGUGAUUUCCAUACGUAUUUGAAAAAGGUACACAUGUGUUUCUUUUUUUGUCAUUAAAAUAAGUAUAUCACACAUUAUCUUUUCUUAAAAGUUCGACUUUUCACUUUGUCAAUGACAUGUUUUUAUUGUGCCUCUUGCUAAUAUUCUAAAGUUUUAUUUAUUUUUGCAGAGAUGUGAGCUUUCUUAUAACAUCAAUAGAAAAGUCGUUAUGUGAAAGAGCAUAUGAAGUUUGGUUAUAUGUUUCGUUCUAGACAAUACGCUGAAGAUCCUUGAUCACUAACAUAUACUAAUUAACUCUCGCCCAUUUGAUUAGAUCAUUAGAAUAAUACUGUGAAAUGUGAACCUCUCAAACAUAUUUAAAUAUACAAUGCUAGAUGUCAGCGAGGUUAUUUUAUUACGGGAAAUAAACUAUACUAAUAAAGAUUUAUUAAUAUUAUAAUACUUAAAGAGUGUCAGAUCCUAGUCAUGUUUAUGUACAUUAAACUUAUAUUAAUACUUUUUCCCUUUCAAAAUAGAGAAUGUUUUAAUGAGUUUUCGAUAUUUUAAAAUAGAUAAUGUUUUUAUAUAUUAAUGUAUUUUUCACUUUAUCAAAAACUGUGUAACCAAUGAUAUUUUGUAGUUUAUUUUGCGAUUGGUUAAAUAACUUUUAAUUUCUAUUUUAAUGAUAUUUUAAAGAUAAAAAAUAAGUUUCUUAAUAGUUGUGCACAAACCUAAAAUUUCAUAUAUUUUGAAACAGAGAGAGUAUAAAAAUAUAUUUAAUCAGUAACACUCAACAGGCGAUUCAGCUAUAUAAAUGAUGAGUUCAUCUAUCUUUAGUUUCUUCCAACGAGAUGAUCGUUAUGCGAUGAACUGAUUAUAAUCUAACGGUUUCACUCUACUUUUUUUUUCUUAAAUAAGUAUUUGAUUCACCAUAGUAUGCCAAUAAUAAUGUUUCAGACUUUCUGAGUAUUCAUUCGAUUACUAGUUUUUGUAAAGAGAAACAAAUCUAUAUUAGAGUGAAAUCAGAGCCGUGCUUACCCCUUGUUGAAAAAGGCAAUGGCCUUAGACCCCAUAAUUUUUAGUUAAUAUUUAGGGCCUCAUUUUGUAUAUAAAUGCAUUAGUUAGUGUUAUAUAUGCUUACAUACAUACUGCACAUAAAAAGUUUGGUUGUAUAUUUCUUUUUUUUCUAGAAUUUAGUUUGGAUUCUCUUUUUAGAUUUCAAAUAUAAACAUAGUCACUACAUCUACUAUUUUAGUUUUAUGUGAACAUACCAAAAUCUUAAAUGGAAAUAUCAUUUGAGAAAAAAACUGCCUCAAAUGUUGUCAAAAGAAAAAAAUUGCCUUAGGCCCCUGAAAACGUUCGCACGACACUGAAUGAAAUUAUAGGAAGUUGUAUGUAUGUUAAAAGAAAAUCUAUGUAUUAUCUUUAGUAGAGUUAAAUGUGGAUAUUACGUCACUUUUGUGUUAAAAAAAAGAUAUUACGUCUCUUCAAACUUUGCUAAAAGUAUCUUCAAUGCAUGGUUUACCUCAUUUUUUUCUUAAAAUAAGGUAAACUUACAAUAUGUUUGUAUUUUACUCCAGUCAUUUUUUUCAUUUUUCUGCAAAAAAUAUUUCAAAAAUAUUAUAUUACUAUUACAUAUUAUUAAUUCUGAAAUGCUUAUGUAAAACUUACAAAUUUAUCCAAAUAGAAUUUCAAUUGAACUAAAUCUUCACUAUAUACAUAAGUUUAGUUUCAAAAAUAUAUAAUGAUUUAUUUAGUUAAAAUUAUAAUUAAUUAUUAAAGUAUUAAUAAUUUCUCCAAAGUAUAAAACAUAAAUAUUGAAUCUUUUAGAUAUAAAGAAAAACUUUAUAAAAGUGUAAGAACUAAAGUGCAUCAUCAGAAGAUUCAAUAUAUCUAAAAGAUUAAAGCUAUUCAUAAAUUGGAGAAAUACUUUAUGAAUAAAAAAACUUAACAUUAAAGCUAUUCAUAAAAUUAUUUUUUCAUUCAAAAUAAUGCAUCAUCAGAAGGACCAUUGGAGAUGGUAAAAAAGACAUUUAUGAAUAUUUAAUAUUUCAUUUAAAACAUCUUCUAUUUUUCUCACACAUACAUAAAAUCUCUUUUGACCGAGAAUAAUAUAGUUUUACAGAAAUAACUUUAUUGGCCAUAUAGUUUUGGCAAUAAAUUGGUGUAUCUGAAAAAAAAAACCCAUCAUAAUGUAUUGACCAAAAAGAUCCUCAUAAUAAACUUAAUUAUAUGGAAAGAAAUCUAAUGUUCUUACUCGAAAAAAAUAUGCUCUUUAAGUUGGAGUCUACAUCUUGUUUAAAGUUUUUAAAUAGAUAGCAAAUGUACCGAUUAUUUUCAAAAAUAUAUCUCAAAGAAAGACAAGUUCAAAAGAAAACCAGAAAACAUAAAAAGAUGGAGAGGAUAACUCCAGUUGUAUUACUCGUUAGCUUACUUAUCAUGUUUGCAUCAGUUGUGAAUCAGACCAGAGCAAACACCUGUGCCGACGGACUAGGCACUUGUGAAAACUGCGACGAGAGAUGCAAGGACAAACACGGGCCAUCAAGUGAAAACAUCUGUGACCGCUCUCUUGUGAUGCCUCUGUGCAUGUGCUACUAUCAAUGUGCAGAUCCCACACCGACUCUGUCUCCACCCAAGAUUUGCAAUGGUGGAGCUGGUUUAUGUAGUGCAAGGUGUCCCGGAAGUUGUUGUGAUACUAACUGCGCACAAAAGUUUAAGGGUGGACAUUGAUUUUGUAUCACCCUCGGUACUUUUAAUUUGUGCCAAUGUCAGUACCCUUGUUAAGGCUGGUUUACAAAAUUGCAAACAAUUGUGUUUGAUUAUUAUUAACUUAAAUUCAGCAAUGCAAUAAUAAAAUAAUACUCCUUAUUUACAAAGAAAUUUAACUAACUAUCAGCUCUUUCAAGAUUUAAGUAUGGAUAUUAAGUCCCUUCAAACUUUGCUAAAAACAAUUAUAAACACUCAAUAUUUCAUUUAUAAUUUUUCAGUUUUCACAGAUAUAUAUAUAUAUAUAUAUAUAUAUAUAUAUAACAACAUUUUUAUACUAUACAAUUUAUAAUUCUAACAUAAAAUAUAGAUUAUGCCUAAAAUAUCAAAGAAAAAUUAUAACCAGAAAAAUAGUUAAAUUUUCAAGGAAUAAAGAAUUAAAACAUCCUCUAUUUCUCUCACACAUAACAUAAAAUCUCCUUUGACCAAAAUAAUAGUUCUACUGAAGUAACUUUAUUGGUCAUAUAGUUUUGGCAAUUAAUUGGUGUUAUGAAAAAUAUGAUCAUAAUAUAUUGACCAAAUACCAUCAUAAUAAAAUUUACAUGGAAGGAAAACUAAUCUAUAUAUCUAUCUAUCAAACAAGUAAUAAAAAGGAAUAAGAGCCUCAGAUAGACUGUCCAUGUCAGAUGGAAAAAUCACCCAAUGAGGGGUAUGAUAUUGCCACAUCGCCAUGACUGAAAUAGAGUGGAUUUUCAUAUUGGUUCUUUGAAAAUUAUCAAAUAGGCCCAUUCCAGCCAGUGUAGGAAAAAGACAAAAAAUCUGUAUUGUUUCACGCCUCAGUUUUUCUCCCGACUCUUCCACUUCAUCUUCUUUGAUGUCUGAAUUUUCUUUUGUGUAAUUUUCUUAAUCAAUGAUGAUCUUAAAACCUUUCUUUUGAAUGUUUUUUUCCACCUUCCAUUGAUCCGUCUCCUAUAUAAAGAUCUACGUCUAAACCUAAAUCACCCUAAAUCAAAACCUACUCGAAGCUACAUCAAUGGUCAUGAAUGAGGGGGUAAGAGCGACUGAAGUACAAUCGCAUAGUUUGUUUGCCGAAACCAAAAAGGUAAAUGGAACGUAGAUUACUCAUCUCAUAUUGGAAUCUAAUAAUAUGAAAUUGUCCCUUUCAUUUAGUUUUUCCCUUUCAGUUUCAUUGUGCGAAGAGGUAGAGAUUGAAACAACAUUUCGAGAGGUAUGUCGUUCUCCUUUCAUUUAUUCUAUGUUUUUGUUUACCACUCACACACCUUUCUAAAUCUAAGAGCCAUGUGACAGAAACCAUUUAAACCAAUGAGCAGAGCCACAUGAGAACACCACUGCUGAAAUUGCAAGAGCUAAUGACAAGUCUGGAGAAUUAACAUAGAUUUUUUUAUGUUGAAUAAUUUGACCCAAAAGAGCCGCAUAUACUGAUAAUUUUUGAACAUCACAAAAUCCCUGUUGCUUCCUUUUUUAUUUUCUUGGCUUAUCUUCCUUCCUGGGAAAAAUAAAGUUAUUGUGUUUCCAUAUUGUUUUUCAUGCUUUGCAAAUAGUCAAUAAGGAGAGAAAAUUUUAUACAACAGUUCCUAAAAAAUUGCUUUGAUUGAGUUUCAUAUGUGAAGUCAUGGCUCAUGGGCAGUGGAUGUUUCAUAACUAACAGACAAGGGUUAUAUUCCUUGCUGGAACAAUUCGUGUAUAGUGAGGAAGCAUACCAAUAAUGAGCAAGGGAUAAGGCUGCGGAAAUUGCUUGCCGAGUCAUUCUUUCUGCUAAAAAACGGAGCAAGAAGGCGAGUGAUUGUCUUAAGGUUUUGGAUUCAGAUUCAUGGUGGCUAAAGAGUCAUUUCGUAGAAUAUGAAGUUGUUGUUGAUUCAAAAGGCAAUGUUGUUUACGAGGUAAAUAUUGGAAAGUUGUCAAAUUUUCUUUGACACUUACACUCUCCUGCUUUGCAUGAUUAUCUCAGUGUUUGGUAAUUGAAAUGUGACUGCUUAUUAGAUUUUAGUCGUGUCCAUGUUGGCGCCUUGGUCAUACAGAAGAGCAUAUGUAAUUGAGCUCCAGUGUCACAGUAGCAAAGUUUGUUUGUAUUGUGUUUUGAGGACAUGUGUUGAUGUUGGAGCAAUAUUAGUGGAACCAUGUCAGAAACUGAAGAUUUGUUCAGUAAGUUUUACCUCCAUCUUUGUAUUACAGAUGUCUUGGUUAUUUUAUGUGUUUAAGAGUUUAUCGGUGAGCUUUGGCUAUAGCCUAUAGAUUCUGAAUCUUCUUUUACAUUCUGGCUGGAUAUGCGGUGCAUGUUCCAGGAGAGUUUAGACUUCGUGUGUGUUUUGAAUGGGUGUUUAGACCUUAUGCAAGCUGAGAAUGUUGAAAAACUUAUUUCAGCCAAGUCUUCUUCUCCUGCAGAUGCUGCUUUGGAAGGGAUUCCCGCAUCCCUUUGCCCACCUUUUAAAGUAUAACUUAAACUUACUCAAAAUCCAUAUGUAUCUCCAUCUCAGUAUCAAUAAAUUCUUGCAUGCCAGCCUGAGCCAGUGAUGCCCACUUUGAAACUUCCUCAAGAAGAAUCAUCCGAAAAUUUUAACACUCUAUGGCUAUGUUAAAGUUCAAUUGGAAGGUCUUCAUUCUUUUUAAAGAUUGUAUCAACAUUUUAUUCUAUUUUACAAGCAAUAAUUGUCGAUCUUUUUCUUUUGUAAAUAUUCCGAUAUAUGACAUUAAGAACAUUCCUCCUUGAUUAUAUUUUCUGAUGUUAUGUUCGAAAUGGCCACUGUCCAGGUAUAUUUAAAAAGGUGACUAUACAAAAAGGUUACUUCUAUGUUACCAGAUUUCUUCUAUGUCAAUCUAGGAAGAACUUGAGAAAACUGACAUGCACUGGGAAGAAGUAGUAGCAGAUUCGCGUUGCAACACUGACUGGCAUUAAUAUGUGGACAUUGACUUAUCGAAAGAUCCCAAAGGGUAAUCAAUCCAUCUGUAAUCCCUUUUUAGUUUAUGUGCACCUAAUGUUUUAAAAACAAAUCGCAUAAUGAGCUCCAAAUAGGGGGUUCUGUGUGACAAUGAUUCAAACCAUUUAAUUUCUACUUUCUGUGUUUUUUAUGACAAAUAAUUUUAUUUUAAUAUAGAUGAAUUAAAUACAUAUUUACAACAUAUUUAAUAGCCAGAAACAGUUUAAAUUAUUAUUAUUUAAUUUCAAUGAAUCUCAGAGUUUUCCUGAAACCCUAAAUAAAUAAAAUAAAGAAUAUUUGAAUUGUAAAUAAGGCUCACUUAUUAUUUAUAGUUUUCUCAAUACAAGAAGUUAAAUUUGAUUAAUGAUUUAUAUUUUAUAAUCAGUCAAAGCAUAUAUAACAUAUAUAUUCAAAUACCAAAUUAUAAUGAUUUAAUUUAAAUUAUGACGUAAAGAAGAAAAUCCGGGCGUAGCCCGGGACAAGCCCUAGUCUAUCCUAUACUAAAAGGGAGAUAUGCUCAAUAGAGAGGGUGUCCACGUCAGCCAAUUAAAUCAACCAAUAAGAAAAGAGUAAACUACCACGUCAUACACCUUGGUCGACUGAAGAUGUUAUUGCGCAUUCCGUUUGGGCUGUAACUACAAAAGCUGAAAUUCAAUAUAUUUUUUUCUACGGCCCAAUAUCAAGCCCGUUUUUGCCUAACCCUAAUCUCCACUCGAGAGUUGGGACUCCACAACUUUUCCACUUCGUCUUCCCCAGUUCUUAUGUAACUCCGUUACACCGUUACCGCCAGCUCCUCUUCAUCAAUCAACGAUGUCUUUAACCUCUUCAUUAUUGUUUCAUUCUAUCUCCUUCUCUUUCUCCUCAUAUAUAAAUUGGUGCCAAAUCUUCAUCGAUACUUUUUUUUUUGACAAAACUUCAUCGAUACUUACUUCAAUGUAAAUAGUUCAAUGCAUAAAAUCUCAAAUGAAAACAACCUGGCAAACAAUUUCUUUCUCUUUUAGAGUUUUGGUUUCUCUUUAUAUUAUUUUUAAUCAUUCUUUUAAAGUAACUCUACAAAGAGCGACCUGUCCAUGAAUGAAUAUUUUAUGCUUUUGUUGAUCAUCAAAGUGUAGCAUAGUCGCGAUGGGAUUUGUUGUCUACAUUGUGAAUAAGUGUUUUUAUUUCAAGUGGUGAUUAAAUAUUACUGUUUUUUUUCUGCCAUAUUUAACUUAUAUUCUUUUUGAACAACGGUGUAGAUGUUACACGAAGCUGGUCAGUGGACAGUCUCUAAUUGACCACCCCAUCCUCGACGAAGUGAAGAUAGCAAGAACCCGGCAUGUUAUGGGUCAUCUGCAAUCACAAGAUUAUGUGUUUCCUGUUAUUAAAAUCACGCCCUCUCCGUACUGCGCUUAACCCGUUAUUAAUAAACUUUUGCCUUUUGCAGGGGGCUGUUAUGAAGCUGUACCUUUGGGACCAGUCUGCAACAGAGUUCUGCAAGAAAUUUACAGCAUAUGUAAAUUAGUCACUACAGCGAACACAAAAUGUCUUGGAGGUAAUCGUUUAUCCCUUUAGCAUAAUAACCUCACUGAGAAUCAUAACAUUUAAUGUUUUCCAAAUUGUUUGUACUCGGUUUCUAAUGUGAUACUUAUUUGAUCAUCAUUGCGGAACCAUCUCUACUUCUGUUUAUAACGUUAGCUUGGAGAAUAUUUGUUCACUAUCUAUUUUAAAUUUAUAGAGCUCCAACUGGGAUAUUUAAGUUGGCUUUUUGAACUCUUUCUAUAAAUCAUCCAGCUUAUGCAAAACUGUGUUUUCUUCAAUCAAUAAGUUGAUCAUUGCUUCAUCGGUUGUGUUUGAUCACUCAUCUCCACUUUGUGUUAUAUUGCACACAAUAUUCUAUCUUGCCAAAGUGAAACCGUUUUUGAAUUUUCUAUAGAUUUUUCUUGACACGGGGGGCUUGAUCUUCUGCAAUACUUAUUAAUUAGUUCACACUCUCAUAAUGUUUUAUGCGUUGAGAGAAUGAAUUAUGUAUAUGAGAGUGAAUUUGUAUAUGUACCCUCAUCUUAGACAGGUACAUCUUAUACACACAUUCAUUUUCAAGUUGAUCAUAUAUACUACGUUGCCUCAUAACUACGAACUGCAUUAUUAGACACCGAAAGUUGAGAAUAUCGCAAGUACGAAAGUUGAGAAUAUCGAAAGUUGAGAAUGAAUUAUGUAUAUGAGAGUGAAUUUGUAUAUGUACCCUCAUCUUAGACAGGUACAUCUUAUACACACAUUCAUUUUCAAGUUGAUCAUAUAUACUACGUUGCCUCAUACCUACAUGCUGCAUUAUUAGACACCGAAAGUUGAGAAUAUCGCAAGUACGUAAAAAUAAAAAUGGUUGUAUUGCUCAUUUUGCUAAAAUAAUAAUUUACAAAAAAAAAUCUCACUUGCUGGAUCAUUGUGUUUGUGUAUUAACUUAACAUUGAUCGUAGAGACUUGGGUUGAGAGUUGGCCUUGCUGUAAUAGUUUUUUUUCCUUUUAUUGUGUGCCAUAAUGUCUAAAUUAACAAGAGUUUGAUAUAUGCAUUAUUAGCACAUAAAUGCAUGAAGCUAAAUAUAAAAGAAGUUUACUGAUCUUCACUUCCAGAACAUACUUGAGUUGUCGUUUCUCUCAUUUACAGGGAUCAAUUCCUUAUGUCAUGUUUUUGAACAUUAAUGUGAACGUUUUGGGUAUAGUGCUGAGCAGUUAUGGUCAUUUAGAAAGUUUCUAAUGGGGUCCAUUGACUGAUUUAUAACAGAGUUUAUCCCCAAGUGUUACUUCAGAUAUCCCCUGAAUUUGGAAUACCAGGGGGAUUUGGUGUUGCAGUUGGAUUUUCCCGCUUCCGUUCUUUGAGUUACAAAUACUUGAAGUUGAGUAGCGGCAUGAGCUAGAGCAGAGUGAUAUGUGACCACAUAAAUUUUCUUAUACAUCUGGAAAACUAACAUGGUGACCCGAGGAAGAAGUGAGCCCAGAAGAGAAAAUUAAAGAUAUGCGAUACAAACCUGAAGUUUUGGUUGUGGCCAUCGUUCAACCCAUGGUUCGUUGACAUUUAGGACUGAGCAAAGUUUUAGUGUUGUCUUUUACUUCUGCUUUGGAUUGAAUGCUUAGAAGCUGCCUAAGUUUCGGGGAUCUUUAAUGUGUUAUUCUCUGAAGUAGAAAUUGAGUAAAAAUUUACUUGACAAAAGGCAGGGUUAGUGCUAUACAGUAUACCUUAGAAUAAAUUCGUAUGAACUUUCAGAUUUUGCAUUCGUGUUAAUCUUACUACUGCUCUUCUGCUCAGUUUG
Molecule: messenger RNA, 9338 nt
Organism: Brassica rapa (field mustard)
Lineage: Eukaryota; Viridiplantae; Streptophyta; Magnoliopsida; Brassicales; Brassicaceae
Product: defensin-like protein 182
Source: RefSeq, a predicted model, not a curated record